This is a messenger RNA of Pelagomonas calceolata, 1470 nucleotides long. The record is from the annotation of a GenBank genome assembly. NCBI's taxonomy places the organism in Eukaryota, Pelagophyceae, Pelagomonadales, Pelagomonadaceae.
GCGCCGGCUUUUGCAAAGUUUGCGCUGGAUUAAGCACCCCCCAAGCGCCGUACGACCGAGGCUGGCACACCAGCCAUUGCUUCUAGCGGCAACUAGCCCCCGGAGCAAUUUGAGCCGAGCUCGAGCGCCUGGUAAAAAGCACAGCCUCCCCGAGACGAAGAUGUCCAACUUCGACGCCGGCGGCUUCGACGACUUCGCCCCCGCGGCGUCGACCGAGGACUUCCCGCGCCGCCGCUCAACCACAGAGAGCUUCCCUAGAAGAAGCGACCAGCCGAGACGGACGACCAGUUCCAGGGACGAUAUCGUCGAACGGCGCGCCAGCGAGCCGCCCGCACCCCAACUCAAGGAGCGGCCGCCGGCCUGGCAGCCUGAUGCCGCUGUUGAUCAAUGUCCCACCUGCCGAUCGCGGUUCGAGACGUUCGCGCGGAGGCACCACUGUAGAUAUUGUGGCGGCGUCUUCUGCUACAACUGCACGCAGCGAAGUAUGUUGAUGCCGCCGCAGUGGGAGGGGCUCUGUGGCUACGCUACGCGCGACCCGCAGAAGGUGUGCGCUGCGUGUGCGUCGCAGGUCCAGCCCUACCAGCAGCAGUGGAUCGAUUCGAACUCUAAUCAGAACAAGGCCAAUCACAUUGAUAACGACGCGUCUACACGCUAUCUGAAUUCGCCUCUACGCUUCACAUUAGGAGGGGAAGUCCGGAAGGCAGGCAUUACCCUAAGGAAUCUACUAGGAGACAAUGUGAAUUUUUGGGAGAAGGACGCCCAGGUGUUCCAUGAUCAGUUGCAAGGCGCUCGAGGGUUACUCUUUCUCACAAUCGCCAAGAUGGCGAUGAUUGGUGGUUUAAGGGUGGGUACGGGACUAGUCAUUGCGAAGCUACCGGACGGGUCGUGGAGCGCCCCGUGUGCGGUCGGCACGCUAGGCUUGUCCUUCGGGGCCAUGUUCGGCAUCGGGAUUUCCGACACGGUGACAGCUCUCGACGACACCGCUGUUACCGAAUUGGCAGAUGCACAUACCACCAAGAUCAGUGUGGGGUUCGACGCGUCACUAGCCCUGGGGCCCCUUGGUCGCUCGGCGUCCGGUGAGGUGCUCGGUGCUUCGGACGCGUCGGCGACGACUUCCACGACGUACUCGCAGACGCGCGGUUUUUAUGGGGGCAUCUCGUUGAACGGCGCGAAUCUGCGCGUGCGGGAUGAUGUAAAUCUCAAGUUCUACGGCAAGAAGGUCGCUCCUGCCGAUGUUUUGAGAGGUCGCGUCAAGCAGCCGCCCGCGGCCCAAUGUUUAUACGAGGAGCUGGGCGGCUUCUUCGGCGAGCUCGAGGCGCGACGGCGGCGUUCGGCCGCGCGCCAGGCCUACGAGUACCAGUCCCAGCGUUCAACUGCAUCUUCGACGGGUGGUGGCGCUAGCGCUUCGAACAACGACGACCCCUUCGGCUCGGCGGACCCCGUCGUCGAGGUCUAAGCACAUACUACUAC